AGAGAGACAGAGAGAGAGAUAGAGUGUGUAUGUAUGUGUGUGUGUGCAUCCUACAUGCAUGGUGCAACGAUUCUUUUUUCACCUGCAGUCGACUGAAAUAAACAUCAAAAUAGCUGCCGCCGUCAACAAGAAUUGCAACGAGAGAAAGGUUAUUUUUGUUUUUUUUGAAUCAAAUGGCAGGAGACAAGAAGCCAAUGAAGACCAUCAGGGCCAAUCAGCUGGCUGCCAUGUUGCAAGGCCAGAAGGAGAAGAUGUUGGUCAUUGACUGUCGUCCUAAUGCUGACUACCACAACCUGCACGUGCUAAAUGCCGUCAACAUCUGUGCCACAAAGGUCACGCCUGAGAGAGAGUCACUUGCUGAACUGCUGCAGCCAAGCCCAACAGUGAUGAUAAAGGACCUACAAGUAAAGGAGCUGGUGCUGUAUGACCAAGAAACAAAAGAUGCGAAAUGUCCUCCAGCCACCGACAUCAUCACAAUCCUCCUGCGAAAACUGGAGAAACAAUUCAACAAUGUAUAUUUUCUUAAAGGAGGCUUUCUGGAGUUUUCCUCUUGUUUUCCCAGCUUGUGUGAAGGGAAGUCAAGCAAUUCCUUGCCCAGCAGCUUCUCACAGCCGUGUCUCUCCACAUGUGAAAUGGGACCCACUCAGAUCCUCCCAUAUUUCUACUUAGGCUCCCAGAAUGAUGUUUUGAAUAAGGAGGUGAUGACUCAGAAUGGAAUAACACACAUUUUGAAUGUGAGCAGUAACUGCCCAAAGCCCAUGUUUAUCCCCGACAGCCAUUUCCUGCGGAUCCCAGUCAAUGACAGCUACUGUGAGAGUCUCUUACCUUGGCUGAACAAAUCUGUGGAAUUCAUAGACACAGUGCGGUCAAUGAAGUCUCGGGUUUUAGUGCACUGCUUGGCUGGGAUCUCGCGGUCUGCAGCAAUCGCUAUUGCUUACGUCAUGAGGACAAUGGAUUUCUCUUUGGACGAUGCAUACAGGUUUGUGAAAGACAGAAGACCCUCAAUUUCGCCGAACUUCAACUUCCUGGGCCAGUUAGUGGAGUACGAAAAGACCAUCCUACAGAUCCAGGCUUCGGCCCAUAUGGGACAAAACAUCCUUCAUCCUCAGAACAGCCCAACGCAAGAAGAAGCCAACCAGCCAGAUACUUGUGAAGACCCCGAGGAAGAUGCAGAGAUACCUGCCCGUCAUUUUCCCACCUUGAACAUUCCAGCACAGCACAAGGAUCUUUCAGGUAAAGGAACUGACAGUGAUGUGAGCAGCAAUCGCAGAGAUCCAGAGAUGGCAGCCUUACAGCAGGGGUUCUCCGACCUCCGCCUCUCACCGGAGCAAAUAUCACACACCAGCUGCUUGAAGCGCUCUUUCUCCCUGGACGUGAAGUCUGUCUACUCUUCAGACUCACACAUUGGAUGCUAUCAGACUGCACAGCCAGCGGAGACAGGCCCUGUCCCAAAGCUUCUGGGCUUUCAGAGCAAGUUAGUCACUAGUACCUUCAACCCAUUCACCCUCUUGUUCGGCAACGCCAGGAAAGGCCGUGGGAAAGACAGUGCCGUACCCAAUGGAGGCUCACAGGCGUUGAAAGCCCAGCAGAAAUGCAGCUGUGUUGAGAAUGCUUCCCCUGUCACUGGGGCUGACCGAGGACCAAUGUGUUCACCUUGUGUGACUCACCGGAAGGACGGUGGUCAGAAUGAUCCCACCGCAAGAGUGACGCUGAGCUUGCCCGUUGCCAGGCAACCAUCAUCGCCGCUGCUCGAUUACAGUAGCUGCCUCAUAACAGUGCAUGGAAAGAGGACACAGUUAUCCCUGUUUGAACACCCUUACGGUGGCCCCACGGAUUGCAAGGCCAUCACACCCGAUCAUAUCACGAGGAACGUGGGCCUGUACGCUGACAAUGUGGUGAAAUCCUAAACCUCAUUGUGAAAAUGAACAAGCACAUCCCGUGAUCUGUUCAGACUGGAUUUGCACCUUCUAAGAGGAAGGGUAGACAGGCCAAAGAACUUUGCACUUUCAGCCUGUUCUUUCUCUCUUUGGCCACAGAUGCCCUCUGCGGUAGGCCUAGGCUCACUUGAUCAUUACCAUUCCUGAGGCCCAUGUCGUAUUUCUCAGGUGUUUUACUGUUGCACCUGACUUCAGGACAUUCUUUAAUCUGUUGAGAUGUUGCUAAGAACAGAACAUAGUCAAAAGGUGAACACUUUUGCAAAAACAAUGUCCAUAGGAAAAUAGUGAACAGACGUUUAACAGAGCUUGAAUGAUUGGACAGACCAUUGUUCCUCAGAUUGAAACUUAACAAUGAGGAACAAAAGAUUAACUUGGAAUUAAGACCGAAUUUCUUUGAAAAACAAUUUAAAACUAAAAUUAUUUUGUUGGGACACAGGUGACACUGGUCCUUACUGGUUGAUGUUAUUUUAAGGAUUAUGGUGCCGGGGUUUAUUAAUCGUGAAGGGUUGGCAGAGGGGUACAUGUGGAUGCCAGUGAUCUUGAAGGGAACAUGAUGGUUUCUUUGCUGCUAAGGCCAUGGAAAUGUUCUGUGUUGAACUGGAGUUGCCAUGAGGGAACAAUAAAGAUGGGUAGACCUCCUUGAGUUUUAUACGAUUAUGUCUAUGUGCGUAUGUUGUGGAUGGAAAGGGUUGGGAAGAAAACUUUUCUGCUUUGCCCCCUCCAGAUCUAAAUAAAGUGGCUGCUGUCCACAGUAGGUUAGAUUGCAUAUGUUCUUUGGAGGAAACAGCUUGAUAGGCUGAAGGGUCUCUUCUGAUUUCCUGUUUUUCUAAUGCUUUUAUACGAGCGUGGGGGCGUUGGGUGGGGGAGGGGGGUGUAGUAACUUUGGGUUUUGUCUCCUUCCUGAGGGAGUCACGGCUGUUGUCUGUGGGGCUUGAGUGGUGGAGUGACUUGUGUUGUUAUGUUAGGUUAGAUUCCAGCCUCCCUCCCGCAGCAGUUACACUGACUGUGUGAAUCACCACAUGAAGAUAUCAGCUUUGGACUGGCUCCCAUAUCGGGAGGGAACAGGUGAGGGCUGAGCGGCCGCAUUCCUAAAUGUAACAUUGUACUUCAGGUAGAAUAACAGCAGAGAAAGAACUGCCCCGUGCAAUGAAGAGCACUCUGCCGUAUAAGGUAAUGGUUUUGAAAGAGUUCAUUUUUGACCUAUUCUGAACUUGACUCAAUCCAAUAAUGUGACACAGCUGCUGGGCGGAGAAUCAGUAUUAAUGCUUUCAGAAUCAUCACCUUAUACAGUAACCACAAACAACCAGAGGAGCUCUCGAUAAACUAGUACUGUUCACCCAAUAGGUCCAAUUAUUCAUUUAAGAGCUAUGUCUGUACAAGAGUGCUGUCCAUAUUGUCUUUAAUGCAAACAAUGAGAACCUCCACAGAAAGUUGUCAGACUCCCAGUCAGAGGCCCUGGCUAAUCUCAAAGGUCCCGGGACCAGGUAUUUAUUACAAGGGGUUUCUCACGGUUUGGAGAGAUAGGUCAGAUUGAUUCUAACACUCUGACUGUUUCAGAUGCCGCCUGAGAGGCCUUGGUGCCAAAGUCUGGUCCAGCAUUAAGAUGUUGUUCUCUUACUGAGACAGACAAGUAGCCCUUUCAGUGGAGGGUACCAUCUUCCCAUUCAGAGAUCCCAACCUCAUCUGACAUGUCAAUACAACUUAGCUCCAAGCCAGAGUGACAAAAGCUAGGGGUUGUUCAGCAGAUGAGGGGAAGGGAGAGAGAAAAACACAUCUGUUUUGUUCUUAACACGCCAUCUUGUGUGGGACUUGAACACCCAUAUUUAGAUCUCAAACUAAGACCCAAGAGGAUACAUUGGGCCUCAGCUUAAAGGGUCAGCUCUGAGAUGGCACUCUGGCAGUGCAGUAGCCCAGCAGCACUGCACCUGAGUGUCUGGAUGUUGUGCUCAGGCCUCAGGACUGGGAUUUGAACUCACAAUUACCUGACUCUGUGGUUCGAAACUACCAGCUGAACAAGAGCUGACAACCAUAGCUAUCAGUGUGUUGAAGAACAAUUUUCAGCUGUAACGUCACAGUACCACAAAAGCAGGCUAUACCGUAUACAUGUUAAGACUAACUACCUGCAUUGCUUGAAAUUAAGCCAAUGUUAAUUAGACAUGCAUUGGGUUAGAAGACAAUGGUGCCACUUCUGGAGUCAAAUCGAAUUUAGAUCAGGGUUGUGAUAAGUGAAAUGACCCUCAUUACGAAACUGCUGUCAAACAAGAACAGUCAGCUUUGCUGAGGGAACUAACAGGAUGGUUGGGAAAGGAAAAGGAAAAGUCACAUUACUCACCUUGCUUAAAGGAUCAUGGCAGUGCAGAGGAACCUUUACUCUGUAUCCAACUGUCACAGUGCGUGGCCUGAGAAUGUUUGCUGGUUUAGAUUGAGCUUUCCCCUGCUUUUUCAACAACGCUACAAUGUUUUGGAGCAGCAUGUUAGCAGGCCUGUAUGCUUUCUUUUGCAUGAAAAUUGUUGUCAAGAUUUCUUACCACAAUGUUGAUUAAAGAUAUUCUUGUUUAAUAUGAA
Stegostoma tigrinum is the source of this 4502-nucleotide messenger RNA. RefSeq names its product dual specificity protein phosphatase 8-like. Gene Ontology annotation, molecular function: MAP kinase tyrosine/serine/threonine phosphatase activity; protein tyrosine/threonine phosphatase activity. The transcript has 7 exons. Gene Ontology annotation, cellular component: cytoplasm. Bases 174 to 1907 code for a protein of 577 amino acids. The record is from RefSeq and is a predicted model, not a curated record. NCBI's taxonomy places the organism in Eukaryota, Metazoa, Chordata, Chondrichthyes, Orectolobiformes, Stegostomatidae. Gene Ontology annotation, biological process: negative regulation of MAPK cascade; protein dephosphorylation.